AAGAAGAAUUCAAGAAGGAAAGAGAUGGUAGAGAGGAAACUGUACAAGACAAAGCUAUGUAUGUUGUUCCAGAGGGGCCGCUGCUCUCGCCAGUUCUGUAACUUUGCCCAUGGCGACGCCGAGCUCCGCCGCUCUUUCAAUGGUAUAUGUAUCGUACAUAUGCUAUUCUUAUUCGGAGAAACUCAGCUCGAAUAGCUUUAUUUUACCGCAGCUUCCAGUUUCAGUUAAUUGUUUUCUGUCGCAAAUGAAUGUGGUGUUUUGCAUAGAAUUUGUUAUAUGCUUGUGUUUUAUACUGUUUUUAGCUGAUUUGAGUGAGUAUUGGUAUAUCUUUUUGUUUUUGUUUGUGGGGGUAAAGGAUUAAAUCUUUGAGACGAUGUGUGUAUUCUAUAAUCCUUGUAUUACUCCCUGUCUGGAUCAUUUGUCAUCUCAGUGUGAAUUAAAAAUCUUUGUCCAAGAUAUUGCUUGUCCACACUUUAUGAAUCAUUACCAACGUACUAACUCAGUACCUCUUAGCAGAAUGGAUUAUGCUGGUUGGUUUAUCAGUCUUAAUUGCUGAUUUUGGUGUGUUUAUCAGUCCACACUGUUCAUUUUUGAAUCUGCUGUUUUAUGUGAGGGGUCAGAGAUGCCUUUGGAAUGUCUGCAGUUUGUACAGAAUGUGGUGAUAUCUUGAUCUGACUUCUAUAUAUGAAUGUCAAGCGCCAUCCCAAUGCUGGAUCAAUAUCCCACUAUAUUCUGCACUAUAUAUAUAUUCUUGGAGAGAAUGGUAUUUUCUUCACAUGGUUUAGCGUUGAAAGAUACUGUGAAGGGAUCUGCUGGAUUUCUUGGUUGGUGACUAUAGAGAUGAUAUAUAUGUAUUGCACGUGGAACAAUAUAGUUAUUAAUUCCAUACAGGCAUGUGAAGAAUCAGCACCAUUGAUUUAUAUUUUUAUCACAGCGGGGCAGAGGGUUUCUAUAUUUUGAGUUGCUUCAAUGAUCCUUGAGUAUCAUUCUAUAAAGCUCCCAGUAUAUCUUAUCUAUCUUUACACGAAGAGCCUUUAUUUCUAUGGCUCAUAUGGAAUCUGCAAGAAGGCACUAAAACUUAUUAUUAUUAUGUUACUCAUUUGUACUAGUAAUGGUAAGCUUAGCCUAAUACUAUCAGUUACUGGCUUGGGCACCCUGGUUGGGUCGGUUGUGAGAUUACAACUGAUCAAUAUAUGUUUUAUGACAUUUCUCCAUCUUGCAGGAAAUCAGGAGUUUCGAGGUGGUGGUGACUUGAGAGAAAGGCUCGACAGGAUCCGUUCUCCAUUGCGCAACUCACCAGAUAGACGAGAUGCCAGAGCAAGACACACCUCUCAUGGAGAUAGUCCUCGCUCUCUUGGGAAAGGGAUUGACAGAAAUGUGCGGAAAAGAAGGCGAUUUGAUGGUCAUAGUGAUUACUCGGGCAGAAUGUCGGAUGGGACUGAAGAUCAAAUCAAAGAUAGAAGACCGGCAUCCUCUGAAGCCAAAAUGCAAAUUGAUGAGCAGCUGAGAGAAAUACACUCUGAAAUUAAGCUGCUGGAGGACGACAAGCAACAGCUACAGAUGUACCUAGAGGAAAAGGUUAACGAAGCCGAUUCUUUGACUUUCAAAAUUCAUGAUCUUGAGAUGCAACUUUCUAAAGAGAAAGAAGAGGGUAAAAGGUUCUCUACAAAAAUAAAGAAGUUUAUUAAAGCACAUAACCGGCACUCGCGGUUACAAGAAGAACUGAAGAGAUCACAGGCCCAGUUUCAGAAGUUGGGUGAGCAGCUUGAUUCGGACGUUGGGGUAGGCAAUGAGGAUGAUACAAAAACCAAAGCCUCGAAUGAUGAUGUAAAGGGCGGUUUUACUAGCCCACUGAAUGAGGGUCAACUAAAUUCUUCCCCGCUCAGGAAGAGGUCUCGCUUUUCCCUUGAAGCUCAGGAGGCAUCACCUCAAGUUGGGGGAAGAGCUGAUAUGGGUAAAAGUAAGGUAGAAAAACCUCAUCGAUCAUCCAGGAACCAAGAGAAUUUUAGCAAUACCAAGAAAUCUGAAGCAGAUGCAGAUACAUAUAAUAGUCGUUGGCGAUCAACAUAUGAAGAAAAGUCCAGGAAAGGCUCAAACCUGCCUGCUGAUACUGACUCUACUGACAAGUACAAGGUAACAGAGACUGGCAUUAUACUGCCCUCAACUGGUAUAGCUGCUAAUGCAAUUGAUGAAGACGUCGAGGUUGCUGAAACAGAUGAGAGGUAUCAGGUUCCCUCGAACGGUCCUAAUGGGUCAGAAGAUAGAUUCAAGACCUCCAGGUUACCAUUUCUGCCGCUCCCACCUCCUAUCCCUCAGAAUGCAUAUAUGCAGUACGAAGGUGACGAUGAGAAUGUGGAUGUUGAUGAAGCAGAUGAGGAGACUGUCGAAGUCGAUAUUGUUUGAUGUAUCUCCUUUCUAUGCGUAAAACCGAAUUUUGUAAGAUCUGGGGCUGUCACAUUUGCAAAUUGUUGUACAGAAAUUAGGUCUGGUUGUUUUUAUUUAUCAUUUCCCAUUUUACCUA
This is a messenger RNA of Salvia splendens (bonfire salvia), 2521 nucleotides long. Its product is annotated as zinc finger CCCH domain-containing protein 13. The transcript has 10 exons. The coding region runs from base 970 to 2403 and encodes 477 amino acids. The record is from RefSeq and is a predicted model, not a curated record. Lineage: Eukaryota; Viridiplantae; Streptophyta; Magnoliopsida; Lamiales; Lamiaceae. Gene Ontology annotation, molecular function: metal ion binding.